Molecule: messenger RNA, 389 nt
Organism: Exaiptasia diaphana
Lineage: Eukaryota; Metazoa; Cnidaria; Anthozoa; Actiniaria; Aiptasiidae
Exons: 2
Coding region: 24-386 (120 amino acids)
Source: RefSeq, a predicted model, not a curated record
UUACGACSAUUACGAGCGAAAUCAUGGCAGAACCGUUCCAGUUUGAGCCAGAAUUCGAUGAAAAUGAAAUAAGAAGUGAUGAGUCGAAUGAAGGAAGUAAUUCUUCGGAGGAAGAGACGAUSRGAGAUCAAGAUACAAGGCUUGAAGAUGCUUCUACAUGGUGUAGUUGUGGUCAAUGCGAAGUGCUAGAGACGGCCGAGAUGUGUGUUUGUUGUAAAAAUCUCAGGUUUAUUAACCACUUGACGCAAGAUAUUGAAUGUGUAACAUAUCACGAAGAUUUUGAGCCUGUUUGUUUGAACCGAGGAUCACUUUGGACAGCAUUAGUUUCACUACACGAUAGGGAAAGUGCAUCACUCCCCAAGCCGGAUAAAGUACCAAACGAGUAAGAA